Selaginella moellendorffii is the source of this 2332-nucleotide messenger RNA. Its product is annotated as vacuolar-sorting receptor 1. Gene Ontology annotation, molecular function: calcium ion binding. The record is from RefSeq and is a predicted model, not a curated record. NCBI's taxonomy places the organism in Eukaryota, Viridiplantae, Streptophyta, Lycopodiopsida, Selaginellales, Selaginellaceae. The transcript is spliced from 11 exons. Bases 145 to 2031 code for a protein of 628 amino acids.
AUGAGUAGGGUUUUGCCGUCUAUUCUUUUGCGAUUUCAAUCAAGCCGAUGCGCUCCUGAAAUCGCGAAGAUCGGAGCUGCGGCAUCGAUCUGCUGAGGAGAAUCGCCGUGAUUCGUAGGAGUUUCCAACCCUAGGCGCUCCAGGAUGAGUCGCGGCCGCGGAAGAGUGCUUCCGGCCCUCGCAAUUGCGGUCUUGAUCUUCACGACGUCGUGCUGGGGGAAAUUUCUAGUGGAGAAGAAUAGCAUCAGCAUUACCACGCCUGACAGCAUCAAAGGUACAUACGAUAGUGCCAUAGGGAAUUUUGGCGUGCCGCAGUAUGGGGGUAGUAUGGUCGGAAAUGUAGUCUAUCCAGAGAAGGGCGCCACGGCAUGCCGGAAUUUCUCGGAGUUUGGCAUCACUUUCAAAGGCCUCAAGAGUGGAGGCCUUCCCACAGUUUUGCUCGUGGAUAGAGGAGAUUGCUACUUUGCAUUGAAGGUAUGGCACGCUCAGCUCGCGGGAGCUGCUGCGGUUCUUGUAGCGGACGACAAAACUGAGCCACUGAUCACUAUGGAUUCUCCGGAGGAAGAUAACGUUUCCGCGGAGUACGUCCAAAACAUAACUAUACCGUCUGCAUUGGUGGAGAAAUCGUUCGGGGACAAGCUCAAGGCAGCUCUCCAAGCGAAGGACAUGGUGAACAUCAAUCUCGACUGGCGAGAGUCAUUGCCUCAUCCAGACGACCGCGUGGAGUACGAGUUUUGGACGAACAGCAAUGACGAGUGUGGACCGAAGUGUGAGGCGCAGCGGGAGUUUGUCAAGAACUUUAAAGGCGCCGCACAGAUUCUCGAGCAGAAGGGAUACACGCAGUUUACUCCUCACUACAUCACAUGGUACUGCCCCGACGCGUUUAUACUCAGCAAGCAGUGCAAGUCUCAGUGCAUCAACCAUGGCCGCUACUGUGCUCCUGAUCCGGAACAAGACUUCAAUCAUGGGUACGAUGGAAAGGAUGUGGUGGUCGAGAAUUUGAGGCAGCUUUGCGUCCACAAGGUCGCCACUGAGAUGAAGCGUUCGUGGGUGUGGUGGGACUACGUGACCGACUUUCAGAUCAGGUGUCCGAUGAAGGAUAAGAAGUAUAACAAGGAUUGUGCCGAGGAAGUCUUGAAGUCGUUGCGCUUGCCGAUUGAUAAAGUGCAGAAAUGCAUGGGAAACCCUGAGGCUGAUUCAGAGAAUACAGUGUUGAAGGAAGAACAAGAUGCGCAGGUGGGACAUGGUAGCCGCAGUGAUGUUACAAUGCUUCCUACAUUGAUCAUCAAUAAUAGGCAGUAUAGAGGGAAGCUAGACAAAGGAGCGGUGCUGAAAGCAGUGUGUGCUGGCUUUCAAGAGACUACUGAGCCGGCUGUCUGCCUAAGUGAAGGAAUGGAAACGAAUGAGUGUUUGACGAACAAUGGGGGGUGUUGGGAAAAUAAAAAAACCAAUGUCACUGCAUGCAAGGAUACCUUCCGGGGCCGAGUUUGUGAGUGCCCCGUGGUGCAAGGUGUGCAGUUUGACGGAGAUGGUUAUAGCCACUGCGAAGCUGUUGGCUCUUUACGGUGCAAGAUCGACAAUGGCGGUUGCUGGCACGACACGCGAGAUGGUGUGCGUCACUCGGCCUGUCAGGAAACGCAUACAAAAGGUUGCGAGUGCCCCGCCGGUUUCAGGGGCGACGGAGUGAACCAGUGCGAGGAUGUCGAUGAAUGCAAGAGCAAGCUCGCCUGUCAGUGUAAGGAAUGCCACUGCAAGAACACAUGGGGGAGUUAUGACUGCCAGUGCGACGGAAAUCUCCUCUACAUCAAAGAGCACGACACUUGCAUCAGUAAAAUAAGUGUUACGAGAGUAGGAUGGUCAGCAACAUUCUUUAUUCUGGCGGGCUUGGCCGUUGUUGGAGCUGUUGGCUACGUUAUUUACAAGUAUAGAAUCCGGUCUUAUAUGGAUUCGGAGAUUAGAGCGAUCAUGGCGCAGUACAUGCCUCUGGACAGCCAGAACGAAGUCCACCGCCAUCUCGAGGAGGAAGCGUAGUGAUUGAUUGGGUGUAAGUCGAUCGAUCGUUCGUUCGUUUGUUGAUGCGAUUUCUCCGUGUGUAACUUUAGAGGCUGUCCCUUUGUUUUUUCCCAGAACACUUGCGCUGCAUUGCAAACCUGGAGAGAUCAGGCCCCGUCUCUUCGCUCGCUUUCUCCGUUUUGUAUUUCCACUUCGCUCUUGUAGGUAGGCAUUGUACAUAGUACCAGAAUGAAAAAAAAAAAGAGAAAACUUUAGGAGUACGCAGAGCUGGAUGGACAAUCGACUGGAAAGAUAAAAUAUAAAAACAUUGUAAAGACCU